Molecule: messenger RNA, 6033 nt
Organism: Colias croceus (clouded yellow)
Lineage: Eukaryota; Metazoa; Arthropoda; Insecta; Lepidoptera; Pieridae
Product: ATP-dependent helicase brm-like
Exons: 27
Coding region: 198-5099 (1633 amino acids)
Biological process (GO): positive regulation of transcription by RNA polymerase II
Cellular component (GO): nucleus
Molecular function (GO): ATP binding; DNA binding; histone binding
Source: RefSeq, a predicted model, not a curated record
UUCUUGGAGUGACACUCGACAUAUAUAUAAUAUAAACAAAUUAUUUAGUGUAUUGAUUAUUGGACUCAAUUGUAACAUCUUCUAUCAUUCAAUCAUUUCAAGUUUGUGAUUAUAUAUCAUAAAAGUGGAUUAAGGUCUUUUAUAAGAACGUGUUCAGAUUUUUCCUUUGAGAUUUUGGUGUUCGUGACGUUUGAAAGAUGGAUAGCCCAUCUCCUCAAAAUAGUCCGAUGCCACCGCCUCAAGCCCCCAGUCCUAUGGGUCCGCCUCCUCAGAGCCCAGUGCCACCACAAUCACCACAUAGUCCAUACAAUCAGCAACAUGUAAAUGGGCCAACGCCGUCUCAUCCAAGUGGAUCUGGACAGGCUCCAAUGGCGAAUCAUUUGCAGUCCCCCGGUCCACCGCAUGCAAUCAAUUCAAACAUGAAUGGUCCGCUAGGAGUCUCUCAACAUCCCAAUAUGCCGCAGGGUAACCAUCAAAUGCCUUCCCAUAUGUCUGGCCCUUCUGGCCAUCCUAUUGGAGCUAGUGGAACACAUUCUAGUCCUAAUGGACAUCCAAACAUACCUGGUCAAGUGCCUGCUCAUGGAUACAUUCCCCAUCAAAUGGGUCACAUGCCGCCCAACCAAGCUCCAAUGGGCAUGGGAGGUGGCCCACCGCCGCAAGGAAACGGACCACCCGCUCCAUCUGGAAUACCAUUGCCCCUGGGCCCUCCACCUCAUGGGUCGCAUGCCCAAGGCAUGCCGUCAAUGCAUCCGCAUCAUAAUAUGACGUCAGGGGGCUAUGUGCACUCAGCUCCAUCUCCCGGAGUGUCCUCUACACCACCGGGCACCUCCAGCGGCGCACCACCGUCUGGCGCCCCGCAGCAACCACCGACCUCACAGACACCACCUCAUGGACCGGCUCCACCACCGACUCCACCAGCAAAUGGGGCCCCAUCAUCGUCUCCUAUGCAAGGAUCUUUACCAGCCACGGGCCCGGAUAACCUAAACGCUUUACAACGCGCAAUCGAUUCGAUGGAAGAGAAGGGAAUGCAAGAGGAUCCUCGGUAUUCUCAAUUGUUAGCAAUACGCGCACGAAACAGCCCUCACUUUUCGAACGCUCAAUUGAAUCAAUUGAAGGCUCAGAUCGCUGCAUAUCGUAACCUAGCGCGCUACCAACCUAUAACGCAACAGUUAGCUAUGAUGGCGACCGGCAAACGCACGGGUGAUUCGCCUCCGGAGUCGUGCCCAACUCCACCAGCUCAGCCCCCGUCGCCGUACGGUGGGAGUGCGAACGGGUCCCAGGGCUCCGGUGCCGGGCCCAGCGCGGGCGCAGGACCGAGCGGCAAGCCUGCUACCACGGAGACAACGCGCGGUGCGGGCGGAGCACCCCCCACCCCGUUACCGAUGACAGGCCAAAUGGCGCCACCAACGCAGCCCACACCCCCCCUUCUCAAUCCACCGAUGGUAGGUGGUGCACUUGCGGUGCGCGGCAGCAAGCAAACCCGCGUCACCUGCAUACCGAAGCCUCUGGGGAUAGACCCGAUACAAAUUCUCAAUGAACGAGAGAAUAGGAUCGCAGCGCGCAUCGCACAUCGUAUAGAACUGCUAUCAAACUUGCCAGCUAACAUUCCGGAAGAUCUACGUCUCCAAGCUCAAAUUGAAUUAAGAGCUCUUCGCGUACUCAAUUUCCAAAAACAAUUACGUGCUGAGAUAUUGGCCCAAGUGCGUCGCGACACAACUUUAGAGACAGCUGUGAACAUAAAAGCGUACAAACGCACGAAGCGCCAGGGCCUGCGCGAGGCUCGGGCUACGGAGAAGUUGGAGAAGCAACAGAAGCUGGAGGCCGAGAGGAAGCGGCGCCAGAAGCACCAGGAGUUCUUGCAGACUGUGCUUCAACAUGUGAAGGACUUCAAGGAGUACCAUCGCAACAACGUGGUGAAACUAUCGCGAGUCAACAAGGGGAUACUCAACCACCACGCGAACGCGGAGCGCGAACAGAAGAAGGAGCAAGAGCGUAUCGAAAAGGAGCGUAUGCGACGACUCAUGGCGGAAGACGAAGAAGGCUACCGCAAGCUUAUCGAUCAGAAGAAAGAUAAGCGUCUUGCGUUCCUUCUCUCACAAACAGAUGAGUACAUCGCCAGUCUCACGGAGAUGGUCAAACAGCACAAGCAGGACCAGAGGCAGAAGCAGCAAGAGGAGGAGCGGAGGAAGAGGAAAUCGCGAAAGCGAAAAGCGCUGGAGGGCGGCGACAUCGACGCAAUGGACGACAGCUCGCAAACUUCGGACUCGCGGGUCGGCGUUAUGGAUCCCAAGACUGGCGAGGUACUGAAAGGAGAAGAUGCGCCAUUACUAUCGCAGCUCAAGGACUGGAUGGACGCACACCCUGGGUGGGAGGUACUGUCCGAUUCUGAUGAUUCGGGUGAUGACAGCCAGGAUGAUGAACACAGGAGCCGACGAGACAGGCACCGCGAUGAUAAGAGCGACAGGGAAAAAACCGAAGAGGAGAAAGCGCGGGACAUGAUCAAGAAGGCCAAGGUGGAAGAUGAUGAGUACAAGACGGAGGAACAGACAUACUACAGCAUUGCUCACACGGUCCACGAAUCCGUUACAGAGCAAGCUAGCAUUUUGGUGAAUGGAAAACUUAAAGAGUACCAAAUUAAGGGUCUGGAAUGGCUGGUCUCUCUGUUCAAUAACAACUUGAACGGCAUUCUGGCCGACGAGAUGGGUCUCGGGAAAACAAUCCAAACAAUCGCUUUGGUCACUUAUCUCAUGGAGAAGAAGAAGGUCAAUGGACCUUUCCUUAUCAUCGUACCUCUGAGUACUCUAUCAAACUGGGUGUUGGAAUUCGAGAAAUGGGCGCCAACCGUGCAAGUAGUAUCCUACAAGGGUUCCCCACAAUCCCGUCGGCUCGUGCAAACGCAGAUGCGUUCAGCCAAGUUCAACGUGCUGCUCACUACGUAUGAAUACGUGAUCAAGGAUAAGGCUGUGCUUGCUAAGCUACACUGGAAGUACAUGAUAAUCGACGAAGGUCACCGUAUGAAAAACCACCACUGCAAACUCACGCAAGUGCUGAACACGCACUAUGUGGCUCCACACCGAUUGCUACUAACAGGAACACCUCUGCAGAACAAACUGCCUGAACUAUGGGCACUGCUUAACUUCCUGUUACCGUCUAUAUUCAAGAGCUGCUCGACCUUUGAGCAGUGGUUCAAUGCACCCUUCGCUACUACUGGAGAGAAGGUGGAAUUAAACGAAGAAGAAACGAUCCUGAUUAUCCGUCGUUUGCACAAAGUUCUGCGUCCGUUCCUCCUGCGUCGUCUCAAGAAGGAGGUGGAAAGCCAACUGCCUGAUAAGGUGGAGUAUAUCAUCAAGUGUGACAUGAGCGGGCUGCAACGCGUACUUUAUAAGCACAUGCAAUCCAAGGGAGUUUUACUCACGGACGGCUCCGAAAAGGGCAACAAAGGCAAGGGCGGGGCCAAAGCACUGAUGAACACGAUUGUGCAACUGCGCAAGCUGUGCAACCACCCGUUCAUGUUCCCGCACAUUGAAGAGAAAUUCUGCGACCAUGUUGGCUCCGGGGGCACUGUUGUUUCUGGGCCGGAUCUAUACCGAGCGUCCGGCAAGUUCGAGCUGUUGGACCGCAUCUUGCCCAAGCUGAAGCGAUCCGGGCACAGGGUGCUCGUGUUCUGUCAGAUGACGCAGUGCAUGACCAUCAUUGAGGACUAUCUGUCGUGGAGGGCCUUCCAGUAUUUGAGAUUGGACGGUAUGACAAAAGCGGAGGACCGUGGAGAGCUGCUCAAGAAGUUCAACGAUGUGGGCUCCGAAUAUUUCAUCUUCUUGCUGUCAACACGUGCUGGAGGCCUCGGGCUUAACUUGCAGAGCGCAGACACUGUCAUCAUCUUCGACUCUGAUUGGAAUCCUCAUCAGGAUCUGCAAGCCCAAGAUCGUGCUCAUCGUAUCGGUCAGCGCAAUGAAGUGAGGGUAUUGCGUUUGAUGACGGUCAAUUCUGUCGAGGAAAGGAUCUUGGCUGCAGCCAGAUACAAAUUAAACAUGGACGAGAAAGUCAUCCAAGCUGGUAUGUUCGAUCAGAAGUCCACGGGCUCUGAGCGUCAACAAUUCUUGCAGAGUAUUCUCCACCAGGAUGGCGAUGAUGAUGAGGAAGAGAACGCCCUUCCCGACGACGAUCUGAUCAACGAGAUGAUAGCCCGCUCCGAGGACGAGUUGGAGCUGUUCAAGCAGAUGGACAUCGAGCGCAAGAACACGGAGACACAACCGCGGCUUAUAGAGGAGUCGGAACUGCCGGACUGGCUGGUGAAGGACGAAGAUGAGGUGGUUUGCAGCAAGGGCCAAGGCUGGAACUACCCUGACGAAGAUGAAAUGCUGGGUCGCGGUUCCCGUCAACGCAAAGAAGUGGAUUACACAGACUCUCUCACAGAGAAGGAGUGGCUCAAAGCCAUCGAUGAUGAGUUCGACGAUGACGAAGAUGAUGAUGACGAUGAUGACGAUGAUGAAGUGCUGGACAAGAAGAAGAAGUCUCGCAAGAAGCGUCGCCAAGAAGAUUCGGACGAUGAGGAUAUGCCAAGCUCAUCCAAGAAGAAAACCAAAGCGGAAAUGAGUCCGCUGAAGAAACUGUUGAAGGGCAUCAUGAAGAAAGUCAUCGAUUAUGCGGAUGAGAAUGGGCGUGUGCUAUCUGAGCCAUUUAUGAAGCUCCCAUCGCGCCGUGAGCUGCCGGACUACUACGAGCUCAUCAAAAAACCGCUCGACAUCAAGAAAAUUAUGAACAGAAUUGACGAUGGCAAGUACGAAGAUAUAGCCGAUCUAGAGCGCGAUUUCUUCACUCUAUGCGCGAACGCACAAAUCUAUAACGAGGACACGUCGCUCAUAUACGAGGACUCGGUGCGCCUGCGCAACGCGUUCGUCGAGAUACGGCAGCGGUAUGAGAGUGGGCAGCAGUCGGAAGAGUCGGAGGAGCAGGAUAAAGAGGAAGAAGACUCAGACGGCGAAUCAAAUCGCUCCAUGAAGAUGAAGAUAAAACUGGGAAAGGGGAAGAGCAAAGGGUCGUCCAGGAAACGCAAGCCGCGCAAAUACAUCUCCGAUGAUGAGGAUUACGAGGAGGAUUAAGAUCUCACAUUAUUAUAUCUUAUCGUAUUAGUCGUUAAGAACAAAACAGUAGUUUCUGUAUGUGUAAUUCUGUGUAAUCCCUCUAGUAAUCUGUUAAGUACCAGGAAUACCAGGCGAUUUGAACACGCGGUAAAAACGUGCUUAUUGCUCUUAUAAGUUUGUGCAUCGCAGAAGACAGUUGAUUUCCUAUUUUGAUAAUGAGGACAUAUUAUAGCCCAUAACAAAUUUUCAUGAGCAAUUUCCUCCCGAGUGAAACUUCGUAUGCAUCAGAGUACAUACUAUGAACACUCGCGACCGUCAGCCUCCAAAUCAUAUAGAAUUUUUUUUAGUCACUUGCAGCUUUCAUUUGAAAAUUUGUCAUAUUUUAUUUUAUGUAGUAUCUUGUAAGAAAAACAAAGUAAUCUGACCUUAACAUGGUGGAUUGUACGUCAGCUAGCUGCUUGAACAUGAAAAAAAUAUAUAUUUAAACCGAAAAUACACGUGGCUCCUGUACCAUAUCUUAUAAUAAAGACUCGCAAUCAAAGUUUUCAGUUGAUUUUGUUGAUUAAUAUAUUUUUAUGCAUUUGAAAACUGACCAUUUUUUAUUUGAUUUUUAAGAUAAUAUGUUGUCUUUGUUAUUUAGUAUUUUUCAAAAGUGAAAAGUUAAAUACAUUUUAUCUUAUUUUUCAUUUUAUUUCUUUAUAGUAGCCAGAAGUAGCUAUUUAAGUUUCUUUUCGUCGUUUUAAUUUUGAAAUUAAUUUUUUCUUUGUUUUAAUUCAACAAACCUCUGAUUUAAAAACCGAUGCUGACUGCUGUAACGUUAGAGAAUCAAAAAUACGGUUUUACAUUGUAAUUUUCGCUUCGUGAUUUGAUCAGGUGUUCUUGGGACUCAACGAGAUGAAGUAUAUUUAGGUUUAAAAUAUAAGGUCAUGAAUAAACACAUUAUUAUUCAAAA